AUGACGGAGCACCUCAAAGAAUGCCCUACGUCAGCAAAGCAAAUCGACAAGCUACGCUGGCAUUUGCUAAAAUUGCCUGGAGCUGAAAGUGACGUUCCUUUGCUCGAAAUUGUGACAGCUCUGUUUUCGGAAUGGAGACGGAACGGCGCCAAAGAAGAUCUCACUCCACAGGACGUAAUGGCGAUGCAGGCGCAAUACAGGCGAGUCACUCGCGGGAAAACGGUGCCACAUACUCACCCCGCUAUCUUAAAUGAAUUAGCAGAUGCCAUGCUUUGUUGCAUAAAGGCGCGUUUUCACUAUGACGAUUCUUACAUACUUGAACUUAGACAUAAGAUUUUAAGAAAUUUGUUUGAGAACUGGCCAAGCAUCAUUAGGUUCGACCAGAAUCCUGCUCGAAGCCUAAAUGUAUAUCCCCCUCCAACCUUCCGAGAGCAAAUUCAGAAGGCUUUGGUGCAUUUCGAAGGAAAUUACACUGCUUUGCAAAGUUCAUUUUCUGAAUUCACAUGUCAGCUUCUGCUGAGCAUAAUCCUUCUUAGCUGGCCUCUCUCAUUGUUGAUCAUGGGUGUGAUGUUCACGACACAUUGCCCCACGGACAGUUCUUUGCCAAAUGCAAUGGUAGCAGUUGGAACUAUGGGCAUCUCGGCUGUCUUAUUGCGCCUGGUGUUACUUUCCGUUGAGGAAUGGUAUUGGUUUCCUAUGAGAAUAAUAAUCUCUAGACUUUGGAAUGUCAUGAAAUUAGUGGAAUUCGUUUUCUUGCUUGCAUUAACCGCUCAGCUGUGGCUUUUCUUUGAAGAUCAUGCCAGUCCUAAUUUCCGAGAUCCCAAAUCCUGCAAUGAGACCUUUUACUCUCUACUACUGUGGAUGAAUCACACUUCGACUUUUUUCGCCGUGGUUUGGAUGGUCGCAUACUUUGUGAAAGCAAUUUCGUGGAUGAUGAGAAUUCGAUAUCAUUAUAUGCCGCCAUUUUAUGCUCAUACAGAUAUGAAUACCAUCUGAUGUAUUGACAUUGGACGAUGAGUUCUCACAUUGAAAGAACUCUAUCAUAAGUUUUAUUCGUUUUUUUCCUUUACUUUUUAAUAAAA
Molecule: messenger RNA, 1082 nt
Organism: Argiope bruennichi
Lineage: Eukaryota; Metazoa; Arthropoda; Arachnida; Araneae; Araneidae
Exons: 5
Coding region: 1-996 (331 amino acids)
Source: RefSeq, a predicted model, not a curated record